Messenger RNA from Sphenostylis stenocarpa, 543 nucleotides. NCBI's taxonomy places the organism in Eukaryota, Viridiplantae, Streptophyta, Magnoliopsida, Fabales, Fabaceae. The record is from the annotation of a GenBank genome assembly.
AUGGAAAUUGCGAGAAAAGAAAUGGGACUGGAUUGGAAGCUCAGGGCUGAAAGUAAGAAGCCGGCAGUUAUGGAAACAGAGGAGAAGUUGUCAGAGGAUUUUCCUGUUGAUGAGUCAAAGAAGGAAAAUUCUAAGGAACUGAAUCCAUAUUUGAAGGACAGUGGAAGUGGUUACCCCGAAGAAAGUGAUGGAGCUAAAGUUGGUGUUGACCAACUUCUAUCUUCUUCACUUGUUGGGGAUGGAGGAGCUAGUUGGAGACUUAAAGCCUUAAAGCGUGCACAAGAACAAGCAAAUCGAGAAGGGCGGAACUUUAAUGAGGUUGUGCAAGAAAGGUGGGGUUCUCUUGGUGAGUUGGCUGCAUCUGUUGCAUCUAAUGCAGCUGUUCCAGCUCGUGCUCAUCUACAUACGAUAAGAAAUAGACAAAAAGGUAUAGGCGAAGAAAAUUCACCAGAUUCUAAUAAGCAUGGUGGAAGGGCAUCUAAAAGGGACUACUUAAAGGAUGUUUCUGUUCGGCACCAUGAAAUAAGGGCACCUAAAGUUUAG